Triticum aestivum (bread wheat) is the source of this 2632-nucleotide messenger RNA. RefSeq lists its product as uncharacterized. The record is from RefSeq and is a predicted model, not a curated record. The transcript has 3 exons. The coding region runs from base 1 to 2568 and encodes 855 amino acids. Lineage: Eukaryota; Viridiplantae; Streptophyta; Magnoliopsida; Poales; Poaceae.
AUGGCGGAAGCAGUUACAGUACUGGUGGCGGUGACGUCUGUACUCGCACAAAAAUCAGUCGAUGCGCUGAAGGCGAUGGUCUACCGUACCAUAGCUGCAGUGAAGAGGAUCACCGGAUCCGGGACACCAGACCAGCGCGCGGCGCGAGCGCGAGAGCGGCCGGAGGAUAAGUCGGUCAGCACUUGGGCGGUCCUUCAGGCGUAUGCUCUGAUGGCUGUAGCGGGAUUAGGCUACCUCGCGCUCACAUGGUCGACGGUAGUCCUCCUGGGUGGCUUCGUCACCUCGCUGGAGGAGAAGGAUUUUUGGUGCCUCACAGGCAUUAGCAUGGUACAGGCGGCCAGGAUAUUCAAUGACUCAGCGGACAACCUGUUCCCUGUAUUUCUGAACCUGACGGGAAAGCUUGCAAGCAAAGUUUUUGCAAACCCGGUAGAAGGUUUGGCAAAGAAGCUGUGUCAACAUCCCACGGGGCACGCUACUCUGAUCGCCGUGUGGGUACAGGUCGUCAUCUUCGUCGUCCAGAUAGCAUCCAUGCUGGCCCUAGUUCUGGUUCUAAUUGCCACGGUCCUAUAUCUGUUUGGGCCUCUCGCCUGUGUGGUGCUGUCGGUGUGGCGCCUACUGCAGCACGACACCGCAGGAGAGAAGAGCAAUGCGAACCUGGUGCCAGCGCUGGUCAUAUUCUACUGCUUGGUCAUCUGCCAAGGCGUCUUCUACUUGCUAUGGCGUUUGAUCAACGGCGCAGAGACGUGGGUCGUCGUUUCAGUCUGCGAGGAAUGCCGGCUACCAGAAGAGUGGGGCGGCAUAGCGGUUCUAGAUUACGUCCACGACACCGCAGCGAAGUGCUGGCGGGACCCUAGAUCUGGUAGGAAGUUGAUCGACUACGCCGCCGAUCUGGUGGGCUCCGAAUCGCAGGAGGACUACCUCUCUGGAGCAAGGAUACUCGACACCUUCAUCAAGCUGGGGGCCGAUGUAAGGUCGCUGCUACUCCCCUCUAGACCAAAGGUUCAGAAGCUGAUCGAUACGCUAGGGUGGAGGAGCAGCAACCGAGAGCUCAGGGAGUUGGCUGCCAGGAUCGUCGCGUACCUUGCUGGUGACAUCCAUUUGUCCCAGUUCCCUGGGGCGAUGCGCUGCAUAUCCUCCCUGCUCGAUGCCAACCAGCCCUACUGGAACAAUCAUCAUCUUCACUCACCUUCUAGCAUAUCAAAGGAUGACACUGACGUCCCUAAGGAGAUGGUGAUUUCAAUUAUCAAACGCAUAGAGAAACACAGAGCAAAAACCGUUAGAAACCAAGGUGGUGUCAUUCACCGAGAUGGCGGCAUUGGCAGCAGAGGAGAUGGCUGGAAUGAGCUGAUUCUGCAAGGCCUCACAAUUCUCGAGAGGCUCGCCUUGGAUCAACACAACUGCAGCGACAUGUGCAGCACCCCAGGUCUCCUCCCUAAGAUCAUGGCACCUCUCUACUCCAACACACUAAUCCAAGAUACAAAUGCAAGUGCAUGGGCCGAUGUAGCGAACGGAUCGCUCAAAGUGGUGCAUAGGAUCAUCCGUGCUCCGGGCACAAGCCUGGCCCAUGACGUCUCUUCAAGCAAGCAGGCAGUGAGCAACCUGGAGAACCUUCUUGAACAGGGAAAUAAAGAACUGCAAAUGCGAGCCAUAGAAAUCCUGACAGAACUGGCUUUUGAUUCGUCCACCAACCUCGGCACAGAAACAAAAGAAAAUCUAAUCAAAAAGCAGUUGGAGAUAUUCCUUACUGAUGAUGAAGGGGAAGAAGAAAAGCUUAGAGUUACGGCUGGGAAAUCACUGGCAUUACUUUCCAAGAUGAAAACCAUCUCCAAGUUUAUAAUGAUGGAACAGAACAACAUUGUUGAUCGUCUCAAUGAAAUGCUUGAUGCUAACAACAACAUCACGUACAGGACAGUAGCAUUGUUGGUCUUGGAGAAUUUGUGCACUCACAGUGUAUUGGACAAGGAUUAUGUAAAGGAGGCCUUGCUGCCAAAGGUCCUCACGGAAGUAAUGGGUGGUGGUAAACGAGACAUCUUGAAAAAUAAUUCUGCACCAGAAGAAAACCAGGCAAUUUCUGGACCUGGAAACGAUGAAGAAAAGCAACUGUUGUCCAAACACAGUGGCCAAAUUAACUCACCUGAUGAGGUAAAUGAGGAGCGAAAUGCUCAAAUGGAAUUUAGAGAAGCAUUGUUAUCGCUUACUUUGGUGCUGUAUGACCAACUAUUGAGCGCGGACGACUUCGAUGAUGUGGCUCGAAAGGUUCCGCUCGGAGAAGGUGAAUUUGUGUCGAAGCUCAAGACUAUAGUAGGAUUGAAUUGUGAGCCCACAGCUGACCGGCUCAGAAUCGUGAAGCUUUGCGGCCAGCUUGUGGUAUUAGUGUUGAAGCGCAGCAGCCAGGACACUACUCUGCAGUUCAAGGAAUGUGUGCAGUCGUUGUCUAGGGCUUCAGGGAUCAUGUCUAACCUUGAAAGUUGCAUGCUCUUCGCAGGGACUGAUUGCGGUAUGAAGACGACCGCUAGGCCUCUCCUCUCCAACCUUGCGGAGGAAGCACUCAAGUUGGUUGGUAACUAGAAUGUAAAUGUAGCCUCUACCCUUGUUAUGUCAUGUGUAUCAGGAACACACAAUCAUGUUUCUA